Molecule: messenger RNA, 1749 nt
Organism: Gilbertella persicaria
Lineage: Eukaryota; Fungi; Mucoromycota; Mucoromycetes; Mucorales; Choanephoraceae
Product: P-loop containing nucleoside triphosphate hydrolase protein
Exons: 6
Coding region: 1-1749 (582 amino acids)
Molecular function (GO): ATP binding; DNA binding; hydrolase activity
Source: RefSeq, a predicted model, not a curated record
AUGCUACUGCGCUUUCUUUUCAAAAGGAAGAUACUUGUUUUUCAUCAAAGCCGCUUCAAGUCAACUGCAAUCACGUUUGAGAUGCUAAGACCUUAUCAACAAGAAUGUGUUGAGACAACCUUGCUUGAGUUUAAGAAAGGCUGUCAAAGACAGAUCGUUUCUUUACCAGUUGCACACCGAACAGAACUCCUGGACCAAGCUCAUAAUCAAAUUACUAAAUACAAUCCCAACUUGAAUGUUCAAAUAGAACAAGGCAAGCGCAAAGUGGAUAUUGAUAAAGCAGAUGUCAUAGUUGCUUCUGUGCCUACUAUCGGAAGAGCCAGCUCCUCGAGGAUUGAAGCCUAUGACCCCUCUAUCUUUAAAGCUAUUUUGAUCGACGAAGCACAUCAUGCAGUCGCCGAUACAUAUGGUCGUAUUCUUGAUUAUUUCGGCAUAUUUAAAAGCGAUAAUCAGAAGCUUUUGUGGGGAUGCUCAGCAACUGUUAAACGUCACGAUGGCCAAGCAUUAAACACUGUAUUUGAUAAAAUCACUUAUCAUGUAGGUUUUUUGCAGAUGAUUGAACAACGCUAUUUAAGCUCUAUGCGUGUUACUACUGUCAAGACAAAUGUCAAGCUGGAUGAUGUGCGUUAUACAAAAGUAGAUUUUGUUGAAAAAGAGCUCGCAUCAGUCAUUAAUACAGACGCCCGUAAUGAAGUUAUUGUCUCAAGUUGGCAGAAAUAUGCGCAUGAACAAGGCCGAAAGUCAACACUGGUGUUUGCGCUGAAUAUCGAGCAUACAAUCAAGCUUUGCAACAAGUUUAUAGAUGCAGGUAUCAAUGCAAGAUUUAUUACCAGCAAAUCAAAUCCCAUUGAACCUAUCCUGACAGAAGGCACAGAUAUUCCCUGUGUUGAUUGUAUUUUAAUGGCAAGGCCUACUCGAUCUGCUACUUUAUUUCAACAGAUGUUUGGUCGUGGAUUAAGAUUACAUGGUGAAAAAGAAGAUUGUUUGGUCAUUGAUUUUGUGGAUAAUUUCAAAACCACUGGUCAACAUGGCUUAGUCACCGUACCUACAUUACUUGGUCUUGAUACUACAGAAAUUGUACAAGAUAAGACCGUUUUGGAAUUAGAAGAAAAGGCUGAAAGCGAAAGGAUGGAAAAGACUGAAGAAGAGGAUUAUGAUCCUGAUUGUGUUCAAGUCAAAGUGACUGAAUAUGAAGACUUAAAGGAACUCAUGAUUGAUUUAUCUACCACAAAUGAAAUCAAAAGUGCAUCCAACUACAACUGGAUCAAUAUUGGCAAAGAUAAAUGUGUUCUCAAUAUACUCAACACUGGUUUCAUGGUAUUGGAGAAAUUGAAUGGUAAAUGGAUAGGCACUUUUAGACGCGAAAACAUAAAGAGUGAUUUUUUUCCCAAGCCAACCAGGAUUCCUUUGGAGGCAAGCGACUUACCAUCUGCUAUUCGAGGUUCCGAAACAUGGCUACAGAAGUCCAUGACCAUUAAUCGUGGUAGUAUGUUACGAACAGCUAGUUUCCGGAAAGACAAGAUGACUGAAGCACAAGAGAAGGCUCUGUCCCGUUAUAAAAUUGAAGUGUCAUCCAAAAUGACAAAAGGACAAGCUAUGGAUUUGUUAACUAAACUCAGAUAUGGACAGCUAAAUAUCUGGAAGUUAGAAUGGAAACUGAACGAAAAAAAGAAAUUGCUGGAGAAAAAGAAGAUGGAUGCAGCUGCAUUGUUGCGAGAAAAUAAACCAAAAUUUAGUGUCGUGCGUUAG